This is a messenger RNA of Penicillium vulpinum, 3993 nucleotides long. RefSeq lists its product as uncharacterized. Gene Ontology annotation, biological process: biosynthetic process. The transcript has 10 exons. Gene Ontology annotation, molecular function: guanyl-nucleotide exchange factor activity; translation initiation factor binding; zinc ion binding. Gene Ontology annotation, cellular component: eukaryotic translation initiation factor 2B complex. The record is from RefSeq and is a predicted model, not a curated record. Lineage: Eukaryota; Fungi; Ascomycota; Eurotiomycetes; Eurotiales; Aspergillaceae. Bases 1 to 3993 code for a protein of 1330 amino acids.
AUGGCUCCUAAGCAAAAAGCUGGGCAAAAGCCGAAGCCCAAUGCGGCAGAGGAAGUGGAAGAGACAUUUCAAGCUGUGGUUCUCGCAGACACCUUCGAAACAAGGUUCGAGCCGUUCACCCGCGACACGCCUCGUUGCCUUUUGCCGCUCGCAAAUACCCCUUUGAUCGAAUACACUCUUGAAUUCCUGGCCAAUGCAGGCGUGGAGGAGGUCUUCCUCUAUGGAGGAGCACACUCAGACCAGUUGGAGAAAUAUAUCAAUGCAUCGAAAUGGAGGGCCCCGUCUUCUCCAUUCAAGCAAUUUACGUUCCUCAAGUCGACUUCUGCCUCUGUUGGUGACGUUAUGCGCGAUCUGGACGGCAAGCACCUCAUUACUGGAGACUUCAUUGUCGUGAGCGGCGACGUGAUCAGUAACCUGCCCAUCGAAGGCGCAUUAGCUCAGCACCGGGCUCGCCGAGCGCUUGACAAGAAUGCGAUCAUGACCAUGGUUCUAAGGGAGGCUGGCCUGCAGCACAGGACUAAGUCCACCUCAGUUUCGCCGAUUUUCGUCAUCGACCCUACCAAGGACCGCUGUCUCCACUACGAGGAAAUCGACCGGCAUCCAGACGGUGAUCAUUUGGCUCGUCUCAAUAUUGACGCCGAAAUUAUUCUCAAACACCCUGAACUGGAUAUCCGCCAAGACUUGAUCGAUUGUAGCAUCGACAUUUGCACUCCGGACGUGCUGAGCUUAUGGUCGGAUAGUUUCGAUUACCAAUCACCACGGAAACACUACCUGUUUGGCGUCUUGAAGGACUAUGAGCUGAACGGCAAGACUCUGCACACAUACAUCAUCAAGGACCACUACGCUGCGCGCGUGCGCAACCUGAAAGCCUAUGACGCGAUAAGCAAAGAUAUUCUCUCGCGCUGGACAUAUCCCUUGUGCCCGGAUACGAACUUGCUCCCUGGUCACACGUACACGCUUCGUAAGGGCAGCAUGUACCAAGAAACCGGUGUAACCCUGGCACGCUCCUGCGUCAUUGGACGCCGCACAGUCAUCGGAAAAGGCACCAGCAUCGGAGACCGUGCAGAAGUCCACAACUCCGUGCUCGGUCGGAACUGCAAAAUUGGCCGCAAUGUCAAGCUGGAUGGUGCCUAUAUUUGGGAUGAUGUUGUGAUCGGUGAUAACACAGACGUCCGUGGGGCGAUUAUCGCUGACGGCGUUGUUCUCGGCAAGAAUUGCGUCGUUGCAGCGGGAGCUCUUCUCUCCUAUGGCGUGAAAAUCGCAGAUAACGUCCAAGUGGAGAGUGGGAAGCGUAUCACGAAAACUCGAAACGAUGGCGGUGUGGGCAAGAACGAUCCCGCAGUCGUUGGCGAAGGAGGUGAGGGCUAUGAAUUCAUUCAUGGCGAGGAAGAUGAAGAUGAUGAUGACGAUGUGAGCGUAGCCUCAUCGGGACUUGUGUACCGCAUGCCCAAUCUCUCACUCUCUUCCGCCUCCAUCUCAACACUGUCAUCUGAGGUCUCGAAUACCUCUUGGGGUGCACGAUCUGAGCGGAGCAGUUUCUCUGCAGACGAAGAUUCAGACAACUUCCACCACGACGCAUCAGUCAGCUUGUUCGACAGUCUACGUGAAGGCGUGGCGGCAGAUGUUGUGCAGCUUGAGCUGGUUACCCUGCGUAUGAGCGCCAACGCCUCGGACAACCAGGUUCGUCGCGCCAUCGUGACAUCUUUCAUGAAGCAUAUCCAGCAGCUCAUGGAGGGUGGCAAGGGUGCCGGUCCAGCAGUCACCCAGGUCUUCACGGCAUACAAAGAAGUUGUUGAGCGUACUCUAUUCGAUCGCAGCAAGGAACAGAAGAACGACCAGGUUGAUCUACUCCUCUCACUCCAGCAGGAUCUUAUUCACCGUAACAAGGGUGAUACCGUCCUUCUAUUCACUGCCAAGUCUCUAUAUGAACUUGAUCUUAUUGAAGAGGAGGCUUACGAUCAAUGGUGGAAUGACGAGCGCUCUAGUAAAACCGAGGAGAUGCGGGCUGUCCGUAGCCAGACCGAGCAAUUUGUUAAUUGGCUGGCCGAAGCAGAGGAGGAAACUAGCGAAGACGAAUCCGAGGAAGAAUCCGAGGAGGAGAGUGACGACGAAAAAAUAUCGAAAAUCGUAAUACCUUUGACCGGUUCCAGCCGCCUUGGCCCAAACAGCCUUGGAGAUCUUACGUUUCCCCACUCCCCUCCAUGUCCGUCACAGGUUUUACCCAGUGACGUGCGGCCCCGAACUCCCCUAAUAUUCCCCCCCCCCUUAAAGGCGGCUGAGGCGAUUGCGGACGAGCCACUGCCAAAAGCCGCCCACGGCUCCCAAAAAGCCACCUCUGCAUCCGACCGACGCCCCCACAACAGCGAGUCAACGCCGACCGGAACUGAAACGACAGAGAGAGAAAGCCCCGUCGGUUCCGGCCUAAAAAGGAGGCUCUCUGCGACCCCCACUACCGCCAGCAUGGACUCCGACGACGAGUUCAUGAGCGAUGUCUCAAGCCAAGAUGAUUUCCUGGGUACCCAAGGCUCUGACGACGAGAGCUUAGGUGAAGAUUUCGAUGAUCUCGACGCCGGAUUUUCGGACGAUAAAGACCUCAUCAAGCAUAAAAAGAAGCCGUACGAAGUCGAAUACAAGGUUCUCGACCCUCACGACAUCGAUCACGAACAGCUUGGCCAGGUCAACGAGGUUUGCGCUAUCCUUGGGCUCCCACCUGAGUCGGUGGCGAUCUUGUUGCGGUACGAACGAUGGAACAAAGAAAAGUUGAUCGAGUCCUACAUGGAGCAACCGGAGGAAACUCUGGAGAAGGCUGGUCUUGGGUCGAACUUCGAAGGCACUGCAAAGACCGAAAUCGUCCCGGGCUUCAUGUGUGACAUCUGCUGCGAGGACGGUGAUGACCUCGAGACCUAUGCCAUGCGGUGUGGUCACCGAUAUUGUGUCGACUGUUAUCGACACUACCUGGGACAGAAAAUCAAAGAGGAAGGGGAGGCUAGCCGAAUCAAGUGUCCAGGCGUUGGUUGCAAUCGUAUCGUAGACUCCAAGUCACUAGAUCUGCUCGUGACAAAGGACCUUCAAGGAAGAUAUCGCGAACUUCUAACUCGGACCUACGUUGAUGAUAAAGAAAACCUAAAAUGGUGUCCAGCACCAAACUGCCAAUAUGCCAUUGACUGUGGGGUAAAAAACCGUGAUCUCCGUCGCAUUGUACCAACGGUGAGAUGCGUUUGUAAGCACGAGUUCUGCUUCGGAUGUUCCCUUAGUGACCACCAACCUGCUCCAUGCACACUGGUCAAAAUGUGGCUACAGAAGUGUGAAGAUGACUCCGAGACAGCCAACUGGAUCUCCGCAAAUACGAAAGAGUGUACCAAGUGUAACUCGACGAUCGAAAAGAACGGAGGCUGUAACCACAUGACUUGCCGCAAGUGCAAAUACGAGUUCUGUUGGAUGUGUAUGGGCCUAUGGUCCGAGCAUGGUACGAGCUGGUACAACUGCAACCGAUACGAAGAAAAGUCAGGCGCAGACGCUCGUAGUGCUCAGGCCAAAUCCCGUUCCUCCUUGGAACGCUACCUGCACUAUUAUAAUCGGUAUGCGAACCAUGAGCAGUCCGCCAAGCUGGACAAGGAUUUGUACCUGAAGACCGAGAAGAAGAUGACUAGCCUUCAGUCACAGUCUGGUUUGUCCUGGAUCGAGGUGCAGUUCCUAGACACCGCAUCGCAUGCUCUGCAGCAGUGCCGGCAGACCUUGAAGUGGACUUACGCAUUUGCAUUCUACCUUGCCCGCAACAACCUGACUGAGAUCUUUGAGGAUAAUCAGAAGGAUCUGGAGAUGGCAGUUGAGAGCCUCAGUGAGAUGUUCGAGAAGCCAGUUGCCGAAUUGGCAGGACUCAAGGUGGAUAUCCUGGACAAGACUGCGUAUUGCAACAAGCGCCGGGUGAUUCUAUUGAGUGACACCGCUGAGAACUUGAAGAAUGGAGAGUGGUCGUUUAACAUUGAGUGGUAA